UGCGUGUGAAUGUGAUGGUGAGUUUGGGCGAUGCACUGACAGCUGAACGACACAGGGUACCAGCGAUGGGCGGAAAUGGAAUAAUCUAUUGAUGCAUGCACAUACACACUUAUACAAACAUGAUCUAGGUCGGUUUGCGUGGAUUAUGUUUUGAUUUAAUGUAGUAGACGGGGAGUCGUGAUACAAACAGCGCUGAUCGGUGGAUUUAAAUAGGCGUUUGUUGCAUUUAAAUGGCUUUACAUGAGCAUUUCAGUCUGCUCCGCUCACGGGUAUGAUCUUCUAGCUGAUCGCGAAGUCUGUGUUUGAUCCCGUCAUCCGCAGCAGUUACGCCACACCACCACCACCACCACCACCACCACCAUCACCAUCAUCUGUCGGGUGGGCUCCGUCGAUCUGUGGGUGGAUAUUUCUCUCCGUUACUAUAUCCAGACAUCGCGAAUCAUGGGGAACAGCACCUCAUGCUGCGUGUCGUCUAGCCCGAAGCUCCGGAGGAACACGCACUCGAGGCUGGAGCCAUACCGGCCCGAACCGGAGCUGAGCCGAGAGGACACGGGCUGCAAUCUCCAGCACAUCAGCGACAGAGAGAACAUAGACGAACUCAACAUGGAGUAUAACCCCUCAGAACACCCACGGGCCAGCACCAUCUUCCUCAGCAAGUCUCAAACAGACGUUCCUUUACCCAACAAGAAAGUUCGGGAAAAAAGGAAAAGUCUGUAUGUCAACCAUCAACAUCCGUCUGGUCCAAUGAGGCGCAAGUACAGCUCCUGUUCUACGAUCUUUCUGGACGACAGCACUGUCAGUCAACCCAACCUCAAGUAUACUAUUAAAUGUGUCUCCCUCGCAAUAUACUACCACAUAAAGAACAGAAAUGUGGACGGGCGAAUGUUGUUAGACAUUUUUGAUGAAAAACUUCAUCCACUUUCGAAAUCAGAUGUGCCGUCGGAUUACGACAAACACGACCCGGAACAGAAACAGAUCUACCGAUUUGUCCGGAUGCUCUUCAGUGCCGCCCAGCUCACAGCGGAGUGUGCCAUAGUUACACUGGUGUAUCUGGAGAGAUUAUUAACAUAUGCAGAGAUUGACAUCUCUCCUGCUAACUGGAAGAGGAUUGUGUUGGGUGCCAUCCUGUUGGCGUCAAAGGUGUGGGAUGACCAGGCUGUGUGGAACGUUGACUACUGCCAGAUCCUCAAAGACAUCACCGUCGAAGACAUGAACGAGUUGGAGCGGCAGUUUCUAGAGCUUCUACAAUUCAAUAUCAACGUUCCAUCCAGCGUCUACGCCAAGUAUUACUUCGACUUGCGUUCACUCUCGGAGGCGAACAACAUCAACUUCCCCCUGGAGCCUCUCAGCAGAGACAAGGCCCAGAAACUGGAGGCGAUCUCCAGGCUUUGCGACGACAAAUAUAAAGACUUGAGAAAAGCAGCCAAGAAGCGCUCAGUAAGUGCAGAUAACCUGACUGUGGUCAGAUGGUCCCCCGCCAUCAUAUCCUAAUAAAAGUGGACAUUGCGGACUCUUGCCAGAGACAGAGAAGAAGCGUUCUCUAAGAGGACACAUGUGCUUUAGUACCUCCACAACACUCUUGAGCCAGAGGCUUUUGUUCAGAAGAGUGUCCUUACUGGUCGUAAGGCUGCUGUAUAUACAAGACAAGACCCACACAAAGAUAACUUUCAAAGCUUUGGCUUAGAGGACAAAGAGGAGGACACUGCUGCUGCAGUUCAGAUUAACUGGAGGACAUGGAUGAAAGGAUAUAAAUGAUGGAGAAACUCCAAGUGAUGCCCAAUGACAGGAACAGCAUUCCAUCAGCUUUGUGUCAUAUGUGUUUGCCAUUAUAGGUGAGGAAGUAUUCACACAGGUUUCUCAGAACAUUUUUAUGUGCGCACAUAAAUGUAUCCUAACAGCCAAAAAGCUCAAGAUGUUUCCUAGACACAGUGGCCCCAAAAAAGUAGUUAGACUCUUAAGUCACACUUAAAACAUUCAAAUGUUUUGCAUUUAUAUAACAAACUAUCAAACAAAGUGGGAUUUAUUUUAUUGAAGCUUAUUUUAGAUUUAUUUUAUUUUAUUUUCAGAAUAUUCAAAAUUAAGUCAAAAGUUUUUGGACUUUUUUUGGUUUUCAUAGAUUGAAUAUGUCCACACUGGAGAUAAUGUGCUGAGCUUCAACUCUGCUAGGACACCUGUGUGAACUUUAGGCAAGUCGACUUCAUACAUCCGCUAAAAUAAACUUGAAAGCAGUUGGUUAAAAUGAAUCGCUAAAAUGGUUUCGAUACUUCGAUUUAGUUCUGGGAAAAGCUCUAGCAGCAUUUGUUUGCAGAUGCCACACAUUAUUUACAUACAUACUUUGUAUUUAAUUCAUUGACAUUCAGUCAUUUAUAAGUGUGACUUCAGUGUCCAAAUACUUUGUGGGACCAAUGUAAUAUUUCUGUCCAAACCAAAUGACUGUGAUGUGAUCAAACAACAGAAUUACCACUGUAGAUAUACAUACUGUUAUUUAAUGUUUUGUGAUCUCAUUUAAGACUUAUUAUAAAUUAAAAACAUCCUUAAUGAUGGUUUAUUAUUGUAAAAUUAGUUUUUAACAAUGCUUGUUCAUGGGAAAACAUUCGCACCACGAAUUCUUUAUUUGUAUUUGUUUUUUACUCUUAUUUUUUCCACUUUGUAAUACAUUAUAAAGACCGUGCUGUUGAGUGUUAUUAGCUAAGAGUAACGGAAGUUACUUUGCAGAUGGAGAUUUACUAAAAGAAAUACAAGCGGUGGUCCAGGGGUUUUCACGUGAACUUCCUUGAGCGAUUUCCUAUUAAAGUGCGUUAAGGUUGCGUGAUCCAGUUUGGCAAUCCCACCGCUUGAAAACCCAUCAACAAUGAAAACGAACCCUCGUCAACAACUUUUGGCCAUGAAAACAAAAAUUGGCCCCGGGGCCUUUGCAAGUCAUAAGCCGUCUGUGGUGAGAAAGGGUGAUUCAAAACUACCAAGGCCCCCCAAGGAGAGGGCCCGACAAUUUCUUUGCACUGGGGCCCGCAAGAUCCAUUUACGCCACUGAUUCCAUUCCAUUCUCAAUGACCAUGAACAUGUAUAACCUGCGCACUCUUUUAACUGGCUUAUUUUAUUCCCAUCGCUCCCCUUGCUUUAUCUAAUGACUUAGAUGGACAAGUGCUGUGUCACUCCCAUUCGACUUCUCAAAGCAAUACAUGCACUGUUUUUUACAUUAUUUACAUUGAUCUGAAACAUCCAUCAUGUUAUGAGUCAGAGUUUCAGAUUGUUUAGUCACAAUAAGUGUGUAGAAGUAUUCUAAUGUUCCCAAUCUUUGUUACUAAAGGUGAGGCUAAUGGAUGAAUCUCAGGAAACCUUCAAAAAAACAUAUCUGGGUCAAAUGUCACCUUAUGUAAUCAACAAAUAAGCAAAAAAACAAAUAAUAAAUUAUAUUUUGCAUGAAAACUAUUUGUUUGGUUUUAUGUUUGGUUGUUUGUUUGUUUUUGUUUUGUCUGUUAUAAUUAUUAUUAUUAUUAAUGACUCCAGUGCAGUAUUUUCUUUUACUGUAUUACAGUUAUACAAUAACUACCCACCUUUGUCCUGGGUGUUUUACUGGGGAAAUGAUUGUGGAUGGGACUUCCGCCAUAAAUGGCGUUCAAUAGCUCUGGCUGCAGUCAUUUUAAGACUCUUUUUACAGCUGGUGAUAAGAUGAGUUUCGAAUGAUCCGAUCCCAAAGGUCAGCGCUAAAUAUAGUUGUAAAAGAGGUGCAAUAUAGAUGUAGCCAAAAACCACAUCACAUUUGAGGUUUAAAACAGUGUCCUGAUGCGUCCCGGACAGCAGCAAAGCACCACCUCUCACCAGUCAGUCACCCGCCGAACAAAAGUUUAAAAAGAAAAUUAAAAGUUUAAAAAGAAAAUAACCAUCCAAUUCACAUUACAGUAAAUUCAAUUGUGCAGAAAAAUGUGCUUCCUUGCCAUUUUUAUUCUCCAUUAUUCUAAUUAUGUUCUAAUUACAGUAUUGCUUAUUUUCUUUACUGUAUUAAAGUAAUACAAAUUACUAAAUGCAUGUAUUUUUAUAAAAACUAUCAGUCAUUAUAUGAAUUAAAAUCAGUAAAAAUACUACUUUUUUUUUCACAUUUUAGAAAUAGAAAUGUAAUUUCUUUCCACGUUACGGUAAUGACAUUUUUGGUGGGGAGUGUGCCAAUGUCAUUCAGUUUAUUUAAUGAUAAUAAUAAAAACCUAUUGGAUUUUUUAUUUCUGGGUGAAAUGUGUCCGGACGUGUUUUUGAUGGGUUUCAUGAGAUUCGUCCUAAUCGUGCCACUGGUAUUAAUGGUUGGACAGACUGCUUUAUUUUGCUUGUCAAUUAUGAUGUGUCAGACUGUAGAGACUGAAUUGACUUUGAGUGGGAGAGGAAAUCCUGCUGUAUCCACUGCCAUGUACUUCUCCUGCGGUACCUGCAUUAAGCGGGAAUAUGGCCUUAGAUAUACUGUAGAAUAUGAAAACGAACCGUUUUAUCUUCCAUUCUCAUACCAACUAAAUUGUAUCAAAUUUAAUUCUAAAAUCGGUUCUUCCCAAUUCAAAAAAUCAGCAAGUGUUGAAUUGAUUUCUGAUACAUAUGUUAGAAACUUUGCUCAGAAACACAUUUAGAAUAAAGAAUUAGAACUUUAUUUUUUUGUAUAUUGUACAUAAUCCUACUGAAAGAAAAUUGGUCCUGAGAUAUUUUUAUGUGACCAGUAUUUACUUUUGUUAAAUCCUAAAUUCUUUAGACAACGAUGGUUUCAAAUCUGAAAAACAAUAUAUAUAUAUAUAUUUGGCUAGGAAGAAAGCCUUUUUUGAUCAGGAUUAUGUAAAUGUUCUGAAAUCUGACACUUGUUUUUAAGCACUGUCAUGAUAAACUGUUUUUCUUUUGUCAUCAAUUGAAUUUCCAUUUGAGUUAAAGCUUUUUUUUUUCUCACCACAAAUGUGAUGUAAAGCAAUUUCACACGGUUAUGUUGCCAUGAAUGUAACUGCAAUAGUUUAGCUUUUAUUGUUACUUUUUAGCACUAAUGAAAAAAUCCAUUUUUCACUUUUUGCAACAGAUGACAUCACAAUGCCCAUCAAUGUCAAACAGUCUAACUCCUCUAUUGAUUAUAAUCUGAAAGUUGUUUUAAAUAUAUAAAUUAUUUUAUCUCCAAUGCCCCAAAAAUGUCUUAACGUGAACUCCAGAGACAGUUUAAUGUAAAUGUAGUGCACACUUUGUAUAAACACAUAAAAAGGUCACACAUUUCAUACAAAGUUCAUUUUUGCAUUGUAUGAUUUCAUGACAAUUAAGCUCAUUUCUGUCCGAAUUCACAUUAAUGUAAUGUGUCUUUUAUUAUUAUUAUUAUUAUUCUCUACUGUAAUGCAUUAUGUUUUUACUUUAAUAUGUGUUUUAUUAAAAUCAGCAUCAAUUAAAGGCAGUACAAAAAAUACUAUCAUGAUGCAUAAAUGUGUUAUAAUUUAAAUCAGAUCUUGUUUUUCUGCAUUACAGUAGUGAGAAUUGGAAGAGUGCUUGCUUAAUUGUCUAAAAAUCUUAAUGGUCCUAAAAAAAUGGGCUUAAUCUUCAUGCUAAAUGUCAUUUCUAAGCACUGAUGUCCAGGUUACUUGAGCGCAACUUGAUUAUGAUGACAGCCAUGAUACUGGGCAAUGUGUUUGGUUUUGGUUUCCUUCCUAGAUAAAGGAAGUUUUACCAAAUUUCAAUAAAGAUCUGGCCUUUGGAAAUGGCGAUGCAUUAAACUCCCUUUGCACAUUGAAAUAGUGUGUUGUAAACUGUUUGAACUCAUGUAAGUAAAAAAAAGUGUCUUUUGAAGGAAACGGGAGACAGAUAUGAAGACUUAUAAAAGGCAUUUGAAGAUUGUAUGAUUCUAUUUAUUUAAUGUGAGCGUGUGAGGAUGCAGCCCAGUGUUUGAUACAAGGUGUUGUAAACUCAAGUCUUACAGUGAUAGGCGGCAGUAGGCGUGUUUUAGCCGUGUGCACUGAACUCUACCUCUGCACAGUGUUUUGUUUCUUAUUUAAUAUCUUUCUUGCUCUUUGUCUCUAUCUGUAAUCUUUCUCAUUUUGAUUGCGAUUUCUAGGAAAUUACAAAUUCAACUCUUUCAAAACAUUUAUACUGUAAGUGGUUUCCUGUAAGAAAAAAGAGAAAACUGCUGUUGUUUUCACUGGUUGUAUGGCUGUUAUUAUGAAUAAUACAUUGUUGUUAUGGUCGUUUGUUUCAAACCCUUCCUCUGUAUCUGUUUUCAGCGUUCCAGAGGCUGAAUUUUAUCUUCUCCGUAUAUUAGUUUCAUUCUACUUCCUGUUAAACUAAGUGAACCCAGUUGCCUGCGGUCUUCACCCCAGGACCUGGAGGCUAAAAUGGUCGCAUGCAGUCUUUGUUCUCAAACUAUGAUUUUAAUCGAUGCUCCCAGUUCAGAAGCAAUGUUUAGAAACCACCAAAAGAAUAAACAUAAAA
This is a messenger RNA of Xyrauchen texanus (razorback sucker), 6426 nucleotides long. Its product is annotated as cyclin-Y-like. The record is from RefSeq and is a predicted model, not a curated record. Gene Ontology annotation, molecular function: cyclin-dependent protein serine/threonine kinase activator activity; protein kinase binding. Gene Ontology annotation, biological process: regulation of cyclin-dependent protein serine/threonine kinase activity; regulation of canonical Wnt signaling pathway. The coding region runs from base 442 to 1491 and encodes 349 amino acids. Lineage: Eukaryota; Metazoa; Chordata; Actinopteri; Cypriniformes; Catostomidae. Gene Ontology annotation, cellular component: plasma membrane; cytoplasmic cyclin-dependent protein kinase holoenzyme complex. The transcript has 11 exons.